AUGUAACGGCGGGACGUAAACAGAGGAGAGGAGAGCCGAGCAGCCACGGUCCGAACCGGACAGAGCCGCAGUCUGUUUGGGCCGAACCCGUCCGUCGCAACAGAACAACAUUUCCUUCCAACUUCAGCUACAGUGUUAGCUAAGUUCGGAGGGGAGGAAAAGGAGGAACGCCGCGUUUUCUUUUGCUUUUUCAUUUCUCCGCUUCUUGCUGCCGACGGUUGGAGCAGAAAGCGGCUGGACAAAGAACCGAACCUGAACCGAACCUGAAACCGCGAGAAGCAGGAUGGACAACACUGCGAGCAAGAAGGAGACAUGGAGCGAGUCCAUCAGACGGUUCUUCUCCUCAGCCCGGUUCCUCAUCUAUAUGGGUCAUGCUCUGUCUACAUGGGGUGACCGGAUGUGGAACUUUGCGGUGGCCGUUUUCCUGGUGGAGCUGUACGGGAACAGCCUGCUGCUCACGGCCGUUUACGGCCUGGUGGUGGCCGGGUCCGUUCUGCUGCUGGGCGCCAACAUCGGCAACUGGGUGGACAGGAACCCCCGGCUGAAAGUGGCCCAGACGGCGCUGCUGGUCCAGAACAGUUGCGUCAUCACGUGCGGCGUUCUGCUGAUGCUGGUUUUCCACUUCAAGGCUCAGCUGGUGGAGCUCUACAACGGCUGGAUCCUGACCUUCUGCUACAUCCUGGUCAUCAGCAUCGCCAACGUGGCCAACCUGGCCAGCACGGCCACCUCCAUCACCAUCCAGCGGGACUGGGUGGUGGUGGUGGCCGGCCAGGACAGCAGCAGCCUGGCCGACAUGAACGCCACGGUGCGGAUCAUCGACCAGCUCACCAACAUCCUGGCGCCCAUGCUGGUGGGCCAGAUCAUGGCGUUCGGCUCGCACUUCGUGGGCUGCGGCUUCAUCUCCGGCUGGAACCUGGCCUCCAUGUGCGUGGAGUACGGCCUGCUGUGGAAGGUCUACCAGAAGACGCCAGCGCUCGCCCUGAAGGCCGGACACAAGGAGCAGCAGCACGAGCUCAAGCAGCUCGGCCCCCAGAAAGACUGUGAGAACGGCCAGAGUCCUGAGGAAUCGUCUCAGCCGCUGAUGGACGGCUCGACGCCCGGCGCCGCGGACCCUGGCGAGGCGGCUGGCUGCUGCGGCGCGGCGAGCCGGCCGCUGCGGACCUUCAGGGCCGGCUGGGUGGCCUACUACAAGCAGGACAUCUUCCUGGCCGGCAUGUCGCUGGCCUUCCUCUACAUGACGGUGCUGGGCUUCGACUGCAUCACCACGGGCUUCGCCUACACGCAGGGCCUCAACGGCUCCAUCCUCAGCCUGCUGAUGGGCGCCUCCGCCAUCUCCGGCAUCUGUGGCACCGUGGCCUUCACCUGGAUCCGCAAGAAGUGCGGCCUGAUCCGGACGGGCUUCAUCUCCGGCACGGCGCAGCUCUGCUGCCUCCUGCUGUGCGUCUUCUCCGUCUUCGCCCCCGGCAGCCCCUUCGACCUGAGCGUGUCGCCCUUCCAGGACCUGUACGCCCACCUGAUGGGGCAGCAGAGCCCCGAGGCGGAGCACAGCCUGGGCGCCGCCUUCAGCACCAACGCCACCACGCCGCCGCCGGCCCACGAGCCGCCGCCGCUGCAGUCCUACAUGUCCGUCAGCCUGCUGUUCGCUGGCGUCAUCGCCGCCAGAAUGGGUCUGUGGUCCUUUGACCUCACCGUGACCCAGCUCAUCCAGGAGAACGUGAUCGAGUCGGAGCGCGGGGUGAUCAACGGCGUCCAGAACUCCAUGAACUACCUCCUCGACCUGCUGCACUUCAUCAUGGUGAUCCUGGCGCCCAACCCCGAGGCCUUCGGCCUGCUCGUCAUCAUCUCCGUGUCCUUCGUGGCCAUGGGUCACGCCAUGUACUUCCGCUUCGCCUUCAAGAGCCUGGGCAGCCGCCUCUUCCUGUGCUGCUCGCCGGAGCAGAAGGCGGAGACGGAGGCCUCGCCCCCCACCACCGUGUAGAGCCGCCAUUACAGAGACUCUGUCCCAGCCGGACCGCCCUGCCUCUCAUUCACCCAACUAACACCAACGCUUGUAGCUGUUAGCAUCCUGAUUGUAGCUGUUAGCAUCUUGAGAGUAGCUGUUAGCAUCUUGAUGGAGGGUUAGCGUCACAGUAAACUAGCUUGUAGCUUUCGCUAAGACGGGGUUUAUUAACACGUAGUUUAGUCGAGGCUCCGCCUCCUCCAUCAGACCCGAGGUACGACGUCCUCCCGUUGGCCGGCCGUAUGCGGCGGCGGGCGGUCAGGGAAGCGGGCGAUGGGUUGCGGGUUGAAGGCCUCCUGCCUCCUACUUAACCAAACUCACUGGCCUCUUAAAGGGUCCGACUAUAUUUAUUCACCAACUUAUUAGCAGUAUUGUGUUUUUCUUGUGCCAAACAAGAAGUCUCGCAUCGCAAUAAUGGCUCUGAGUUACCAAAGUCUCUGGUGAAAAAGGAAGUGAGGGAAGCCAGGUCUCUGCAGUACGUCUCCGCGCCUGCAGGUGGCAGCACCACCGCAGGCAGGCUGAGUUCUUUCUCCCAGUACUAGAGAAGAAAAUCGUCCUUUCAUGUAGUUUGCGAUAAUGUUUCAGUUCUACAGUGAUUUCUGAUCUGAUUGUUGUUACUCAGGCACUUUAUGUGAUUGACGUCUGUCAUUACACUGAUCUUUGGGCACUCGUUCAGUUUCUUAGUUUAUUUUAGCACAGCAUUGAAGCCCCGCCCACUAACCGCGGUCCGCCUCAGUCACGGGUCGCCUGCGGCGGACGACAACAAAGGCACAUAUUCUAAACUCUUAGCAGCCAGGAGAAACUGCCAGUUCCUCAAACUGACCAGCCGUCGCUUCCUGUCCUGCCCUGACGCGUCAUGCAGGUUCUUUGUUCCUCGUUUUCAUGAACCUGGUCUUCAGAGAAGACUCAACAGUUUUCUUUGGACUUUCGCUGCUGAUCAUUUGCUGCAGUUCAGUUUUCCUUCAGCUCAGGCUUCGUCAUUCAGGCGGCGGCGAAACACAGCCAGCCUCUGGACGCCGCCGCCGUCCUGCUCUGAUGACCUCAGCCUCAGGUCAGGUUUCCUUCAUUAGGGUCAAAUAAAGGCCACUGGAUUCAAUAACAGCUUUACAAAAGAUCCUCCUGCAGAUGAACAGAAGAAAAUUCAACCUGAAUGAUUUAACUUCUAAUCCUGAGGUAAAUUCAGGCAAAGUCCAAAAAACCCGAAAGCUUCAGAAAGCCUGAAAACCGCUGAUCAUUUCACAUCCAGACUGACUUGUUACAUGUUAGAUGGUCUUGAGUAAAACUCUGCAGACCUUCUGCAGGUUUUUGUCUUUUCUUUGGACCUUGGCUGCAGUUUCAUUCGAGCACGAAGCCGACUUUAACAUUGUGGCCCAACAGAACCUGAAAAAUGUUCUUACUGGGACUUUAUUUGAGUUCUGGGCUGAAAAUAAAUAAAACGGCAAAGAAAGUCCAAUGAAAACUCCUGAAAGUCUUUAGAACUAUCAGUGAGGUUAAGUCAGAAUUUGUGGCAGAAUCAGAACUUUUUCCAGUUAAAUCUGUCAGAAUAAUCCAGAUUAUUGUGGUUUUGGGUCGAUAUAAGCUACAGAGCAAAUCAAGACGAAUGAAUCUUUAACCCCAAAGGUCUGAACCGUUCUCUAUCUCAUGAAUAAAACUUUAUAGCUUUAUCCGCUUCUGUCUGAACGCCUUACUGGAAACCUGCCGACUGCAACGCACACGGAACCGAACCUUGUCAUCAGAACCGAACCGGGUCAUCAGAACCGAACCGGGUCAUCAGAACCGGCCCGGAGCAGAACCCAGGGAGUUCUGUUCAGGAAUAUCACUCACUAACUCCACGUUAACAUCUGGUCUGAGUCGACUUUAGCUCAGAGGACAGAAACAAAUAUGAACCGUUUGUUUUUUAACUGUUUUUAUAUCUUGUUGUUUCUGUGCUAAUUUGUGCUUUUAUUGCAUUUCAUUUGAAAACACCUGUGCUAAUCUCCUUUACUUUAAUGUGUGUGUGUGUGUGUGUGUUGUAUAUAAACAUACAGUAUUGUAGUUUUCUAGUUAAGAGUGUGGAAUCAUAAAGGAAUCAGGUUUGUGUAAAAAUCACUCCAGUAGAUGAAAAGAUUCAGAAAUAAAGAACUGGAUGAAACCAG
Poeciliopsis prolifica (blackstripe livebearer) is the source of this 4134-nucleotide messenger RNA. RefSeq names its product solute carrier family 40 member 1-like. Gene Ontology annotation, cellular component: basolateral plasma membrane. Gene Ontology annotation, biological process: iron ion transmembrane transport. The record is from RefSeq and is a predicted model, not a curated record. NCBI's taxonomy places the organism in Eukaryota, Metazoa, Chordata, Actinopteri, Cyprinodontiformes, Poeciliidae. Gene Ontology annotation, molecular function: peptide hormone binding; iron ion transmembrane transporter activity.